This is a messenger RNA of Gadus chalcogrammus (walleye pollock), 828 nucleotides long. RefSeq names its product paired box 4 (gene pax4). The transcript is spliced from 8 exons. Gene Ontology annotation, molecular function: DNA-binding transcription factor activity, RNA polymerase II-specific; RNA polymerase II cis-regulatory region sequence-specific DNA binding. The record is from RefSeq and is a predicted model, not a curated record. Gene Ontology annotation, biological process: regulation of transcription by RNA polymerase II; anatomical structure development. Lineage: Eukaryota; Metazoa; Chordata; Actinopteri; Gadiformes; Gadidae. The coding region runs from base 1 to 828 and encodes 275 amino acids.
AUGGAUUCAGCCAUGACAGGUGGUGGAUCUGUGAAUCAACUCGGAGGAACGUUUCUCAACGGCCGGCCCCUGGCGCAUCCCAUGCGGAGGAGAAUCAUCGACCUGGCGACCCAGGGAGUGCGUCCAAGCGAGAUCUCCAAAAUGAUCCGGGUGUCGAACGGGUGCGUCAGUAAGAUCCUGAGUCGCUUUCAUAAAACGGGACUACUCGAUCCGAAGGCCAUGGGUGGCAGCCGACCCCGGCUCCUCACCUCGGAGGUCGUUGAUGGAAUCAUCCAGUGCAAGAGGAAAAACCCAACCAUCUUUGGCUGGGAAAUCCGUAGAAAGCUCGCAACUCAAAGCGUCUGUAAACCGUCCCAGGUUCCAAGUGUGUCCUCCAUUAAUCGCUUUCUAAGAAAACUCCACUUAGAUCGGGGGCCGAUGUUCUUGGAAACCAACGGAACCCAUCCAGACUCGACCCUAGACGAAGCAUGUGAGCAAGAGGCAUGCAGUGAUGACUGGAAACGCAAAGAUUCUCUGAUCCAGAACCGCACUAUUUACACCCCGAGGCAGAGCGACGCACUGGAGCAAGCGUUCUCUCAGAGUCAAUAUGCAGAUAUGUACACAAGGGAGAAACUAUCAGCGAAAAUACACCUUCCCGAGGAUAAGAUAAAGGUUUGGUUCUCAAACCGACGCGCCAAAUGGAGAAGAGAGACAAAACAUCAAGAAAAGUCACAGCCCGCUAGGACCCUAAUAGGGCCCCCCGGCCCCUCGGUCCGCCGGUCCCAUGGUGCCUCCGGGGCCCAGUGGUCCAGUCAUCCAUCCACACUGCGGAGAGGCAGGAAUUUAUGA